AUGGGGAAUUCUGACCAGAUGCCUGAAUCUGCAACCCAUGUUGUGGAGUAUCUGUCUUUCAUGCAGAUAGACCCGUUUAUUUCACUGAAUUCUACUUGUCUGAGUGAGGUCUACUCAAUGGGAAUGAGGACUGCAGCUGCAGACUUUACUGAUUCAAUGGGGAUUCGAAGUGACAGAUUUGAAUUGGCUCUGUGGGAGGACCAGGAGCAGCCCGAGCUGGAGCGAGGAGCAGCCAUCCAGCCGAGGGGCAGCACUUCCAGGCGUUGUUCACCUCGACCUGCGGGCAGCGCACCUGGAGGGCGGCAUAAGCCCCUCUCAGCCUCUCCCAGGCGCACGGUGGCAGCGGGCAGUCCCGGGCCCUGGGGCACGGCAGCUGGGGCGGGCAGGCUGCCGCAUGCCUCCGUUUGCCCGGCGGCUGGGGGCGGGCAGACUCUUUCCUGGCUCGCUCCGGGCUCCGUGCUACGGCUGUCCCCGCCCGGGGAGGACUACAGCGCCCGUCGGGCCCUGCGCGCCGCCCGCACACCCCCGCCUCUGCCGCUAUCGCUGCUCCUGGCAGCCCGGCUCGCCCGAGGGAGAGGGGCUGCGCGGGCAGAGCAGGGCAGGGCAGGGCAGAGCAGGGGUGCUGCGGGCGGUGGCCACGCUCGGGGGCGGCGGCGAGGUGGAGCCGGGCGGCCCCGGCCCCGUCCCGUGCCGGGGAGCGGCUCCUCGCAGCCUCGCUGCCCCGUCCCGACCGCUCCUGUCUCCGCGGCUCAUGAGGUGAAGAUGGUGAUCCGCGUCUUCGUCGCCUCCUCCUCGGGCUCGGUGGCGAUAAAGAAGAGGCAGCAGGAUGUGGUGAGGUUUCUAGAAGCCAACCGCAUAGAGUUUGAAGAAGUGGAUAUUACCAUGUCAGAGGAGAAGAGACAAUGGAUGUAUAAAAAUAUUCCUGAGGAUAGGCAGCCUGCACAAGGCAAUCCACUGCCACCACAGAUAUUCAGUGAUGAUCGGUACUGUGGGGAUUAUGAUGGCUUUUUUGAAUCAAAGGAGAGCAACACUGUAUUCUCUUUUCUUGGACUGAAACCUACUUUGGCAUCAAAGGAAUCAGAACCCUAGAAAGCCUGUGUGAAGUACCAACAAGCACAUUCCUGAAUGAGUGACUCUAUUCUUCAGCACAUAACAGCUUCCCUAAUGGAUCACUGUGAUAGAGUAAACAUGUGUCAUUAGUAGUAGUCUGCUUGCCAUGAGAUGGUGCUCUCCAAUAAUGUGGAGCUAAUAACAUGCAUAUGAAAUAGGAUUAAGGCUGGGCUACUCAUCUUCUGUUGUAAAAAUGCUCACCGUUGAUGUUUCAUUUUUGUCUUUUGAUUGCUUUUACAACUGGCCGUGAUAUUCUAACAGGCACGUAUGUUUGAGAAUAAGGAGUGAAAGUGUAGGGCUUGUAUCAUUCAUGGGUAUUCUUAUAUAGUCAUAUUCCUUACAUUUUUUAAUUCUUCCCACUACUGUAGUUCAAAUUAGUUCAUCAUGAUAGUUAAAGUGCUGGUGGUUAUUAUGAUGUUUAUGCUGGCUAUGAUCCAGAAGGAAAAAAACAUCAAUCUUGAACUCUCAGUCUAAGCCAAUAACUGCCAUAUUUUUGCUCUACAUUUAUUUAUUGUGAUGUUUAUUCUAGAUCAUGGUUAUUUUAAGAGACAUGGGCUGCUAAUCUUGUUAAUGAAGACUUGUCUAAUGAUGCACAUCACAACUGACUAUUUAAAACAAGUUGCUAUCAUGAAGGAGGUGCCAAAGUGAAAUACUUUGACAUGUUUCCAAAUACAGGUGAAAUGUUCAGUAAAACGCUCCAUGGAAAUGCUGGGGAGUCCAGAAGAGCUAAAGGGGUCUCAUAGCUAAUGAUAAUAUAAAGUUAUCUCUUAAAUGAGAAAGUCUUAACACCCAAGGUUGGAGCUCUACAGUUGGACUGUCUUAAAAUUAAAUUUUGCCAAAACUUCAGUUUACCUUCAAUAACACACAGCUCCAUCACAAGCCACAUGAGCCAGGGGAUACUUUGAGAGCGAGGUUUCAGUCCCUUGAUGGUUAAACACUCCACCAUGGUCCAAGAGCAUGCCUAACUAGCUUAGCUGUUGUCCUGGUUAUAUCCCCAGAUGAGAUGAUGUGGAGGUGCCUCGAAGACAGUGAGAAAGCUGAGUGUGUGCUAUGCCAAAUGCAGUCAGAGAGGUUUUCAGCUGAGGAAAAAAAUAAAGGAAGUGAAGAUUAUUCCAGUGGGACUGUACUGAUGCACACAGCAGAAUUUAGGCCCAUGAUUUGCCAAUAAUCAUUACAAAAUGCAUUCUAGACAGAAGUAAAAUUGCAUCAUGCAUUUUGAAUCAAAUCUGGAUACAUAAAUAACAGCUAUGCUGUAAUGUAACUUUUACUAAAGUGAUUUCAUACUGGCAAGGCAGUGCCAUCACAGUGAAUGUCCUUAUGUCUUUGGGUAAAUGGAAGACAACCACUACAUAGAAAAGCUACUUUGCAAUCACAACAUCACUCAGAUGGUGUCGUUUGAAGGAAGCCAGACUUGUAAAAAAGUGUUAGAAAGCAACACUAUCACAACAAAAGCAACACUGUGAAACAAAUCACAUGUUCUGUUGACAUCAGUGAUCAUGGCAUACGAGACAUGUCAGUUGGAAGGGACAGCUGAAGGUCAUCUGGUGCAGCACUGUCAAAAUCAGGCCAAAGAACUACACUAGCUUGAAAUAGAUAUGGGUUUGUCUAGCAGAGCAUUAAGAAUAUCCAGAGAUUAAGAUCUCAUCACUAUCUAGGUAAGCUGUGACAUUGCUGCAGUGCUUUCUCAGUGAAAAUUUUAUUUUUUAAAGUCCAGCUUUGACUCCUAGACUUUAAUUUGAGGCUUCUGCCUUUGCUGAGUUUUUUUGACACUCACAAGAAGAGAUUGGCACCAUUCUUUUUUUAAUGUACCUCAAGAUAGUUGUAAGCUACCAUUGAGUUGCCUCUUAGCUUUCUUACCAGACUGAACAAACCUGGAUGCUCAGCUGAGCUGAAGAGCUAGACGGAGCAAGAGCACACACAGAUUUGAAGUCCGUGGCUGUAUUUGCUGGUCAAAAUCUUUGCCAGAACACCUUCUCUAGAUGAAUCCUGAAUGGGCGUUGAUAUAUGUAUGUACAUUUUUAAGAAUUAUGUUGUCUUUAUCAAGGUACUGUGACAUUCUUGUAACCAAUCCCAUAUUUUCAUAAGACUUGAACUUAGGAAGACUUGAACUUCCACUAUAGGAAGGGAAUAUGACAUGAGGUGGAGCUGUACAUUGUUAACUUCGCCACAUUCAAUAUAACUACUCCUAAAAAGAAGUUAAAUAUUUAACUUUGUAAAUGAAUAGAGAUAUAAAUAUACGUAAUUUUGCAGUUGAUUACAGAGAAGCCAUCCUGGAUUUAUCAUGUACUUGAUACAUUGUAAACUUUGAGAACUGCCUGAAGUCCCAGGUUUGAAAAAUUUACCUAAGUGUGUAAGCAUAUACACAUGAGUGAUCCUGGAUGAAAUCCCAGGCUUACUGAUGUGAAAGGAAAAAACACACUGAUUUCCCCAGGGAUGAAAUUAGUUUCACAAAGCUCCUUUUGAAUUUUGAUAAUUGUAGAAUAGAAGGCUCUCGUUUAGUGGAGAGUUAGUCUUAUUUCAGUUGUUAAGUGAACCUGGCUUAUUUCAGAGCAUGUGUGUGGGCAUAGUCAGUUGUAUGCAGGACAACACUAGCUCCAAAGAUAUCCUGCUUGCUUGCAUGGAUUGGCAGUGUAAGUCCCUUUGAAUGUGUGCUUUUGAAUUAUAAAUAGCUAGUUUAAAAAAGAAGUAUAUAUGUUUGGAUGUGAAUUUUGUCUGUUGAACGACAGCCUUAUUUUUGUAAUUAAUCAAGUAGACUUCUAGUUUGUUACACAAGAUGAUCUGGAAUAUUUUUAAUCAGUUUUGUAGUAAUGAAAUGUAGCUAUCAGGUAACUGAAAAGGUCUGGGGAAUCUAGAGACAUUUACUGAAAGAAAUAGGAAAUUCUUCAUUCUGUUUAAAAUUUUGCCGUAUAAAGUUAUGCUUAAGAACCAAAUUAUUCCAAUUUCUAGAUAACACAUAUAACUACCCCACUUUUUAAAAUGGAGAGCAGUGUGAGUGAAACUUAAUCUUUGUACCUAGCUAAAGUUGCUGUGUGGGCUGACAUGCAUGUGCACAUUCACUGUAUCAGUGGCUUUGAUAGAGGUGUUUUUGUUUGUGCCACACACUACUGGAUAGUGCCUUGCCAGAAAGAGGACUGUUUCUGUGGGGUCUUCUUAGAUGUGCUUAAACUUUGAAUUGAGAAAGGCAUAGUUUCUAUAUUGCUAUUUUUAAUAAUACAGUAAAUUUAUUUUGAUGCCUGAGUCAAAAGGCACAUGUUUUGUAAGACUGAAACAGUUUUUGAUGAGUCUUCUGAACUCUUGAUUUUUCCUAGGUGACUUUGUUUUUUUACUUUUCUUUUCCUUUUUGUUGACCAUCUAGAAUCAAACCUUCCAAAGGGAAGUGAACCUGGAGUAAAGCCCAUAUAUUCAUGUUUACACUUUCUUUAAAAUAGUGUCUAAUUCUAAUGUUUAGCAGCCCAAGUGCUAUCACUGAAAUGAAGAGUAGCUGCCAAGCUCUCAGCGGAUUACUUGGUUGUCCCUCCCUGUCUUUUUCCACCACCAGGCCAUUUAUUUGAGGUGUUCUAUUCAGGAAUUAGCAUGGUUCAGAAGUAGGACCCUGAAAUUGCCUUGUGGCCCUUCAUAGGAGAGCAAGAGUGGGAUGAACACCAGGAAAAUGCCAAAUCUCAUUAGUUUUCAGUAACUUAUUCACGGAUUUCACUACACCUUGGCAUGAACAGUGGGAGGAGGAUGGAGCCCCUUAUGUUCACCCUUCACAGAGAGCCUGAGUGGAGGACCCAGUGUAGAAUGGCCCACGGCUUGCUCUGGCACCCUGAGCAGUGGUUCUCACAGGGGCCCUUGGCUGGCAGUGACACGUGUGACACCACACACCACUGCUUUCCACAAGACUCCAGCUGUAUCAUGGGCUGUGCUUCACCCUCCUGCUCACUGAGGAAUUUGGGAGGGAAAACAGAGAACAUCUUGAGAGCAGUCCUUCAGCCAGGGCAGAUCCAGUUUACUCCCUUCUUCGUGGUCUUUACCUCUUCCUCAUGUGUGUAAUCCUGUCCUGUGUAGACCUACCUGUGUAAAAAGCUUCCACUCCCAGCCAUCUGUAACAUCCCUGCGGGGUCACAGACGCAGAGCUGGUGUUCCCCUUCACGGCAUCAGUGUUCUGUAACUCGGGAGGGGAGGGAGCAUGUUGCAUCCUGGGUUGUGUACAUGUUAUGUAUUAAACUGUGUUCAUCUAAUAAAAAACUGCAAUUCAGAACAUAAA
This is a messenger RNA of Taeniopygia guttata (zebra finch), 5356 nucleotides long. The record is from RefSeq and is a predicted model, not a curated record. Lineage: Eukaryota; Metazoa; Chordata; Aves; Passeriformes; Estrildidae.